Hippocampus comes (tiger tail seahorse) is the source of this 4263-nucleotide messenger RNA. RefSeq names its product cytokine receptor-like factor 3 (gene crlf3). The transcript is spliced from 9 exons. Gene Ontology annotation, molecular function: protein binding. The record is from RefSeq and is a predicted model, not a curated record. The coding region runs from base 1804 to 3156 and encodes 450 amino acids. NCBI's taxonomy places the organism in Eukaryota, Metazoa, Chordata, Actinopteri, Syngnathiformes, Syngnathidae.
UGUGUCUUGUGGAUUCUUUGUUACGGAUAGUGAGUCAUGAGUCUUCUCGCCAUCGUUUGUGGUCCGAGUAAGCAUGUCGUUGUCUUUUCGGCCACUAGCUCACUUAGCUGCAACUUUCAGCCGUCUCGUUGGUGUUGGUCAAUGGGGAAACCGUUCUAAAAUACGAUUCAUGUGCCGCACUCAUUGGCAAAUUAAUCACCGCAACCAGAGCUGAGCCUCUUAAAAGUCGCCAUUGUUCAUUACAACUUUUGGCUACUUUCCCCAAUCACUUUCUGUUAGAUUACACAUUUGGUUGUUUCCAAAAAGUUUCCUUUCGACAUAGCACCAAAGCCGAUUUCAUCCAACUCCGGUGAAUUUGAAUGAACAUCGUCGUUUCCUUAUUCCGUUACUUAUUGUAGUGUUUUGACAUCAGAGCAAAGGUAAAAAAAUAAGAAUUGUGCAACUGAGUUUGGUUUCUUGGCGUUCGUACCCACAGAGAACAGCUCUUACGUUUACUUUUAAUUAAGAGUAACGUUUUUAUUUUUUUGCUCCUUGCAUGAAAAUAAAACCGAUGUUAGCACAACCUCUGCUAUAGUUAGAACAUCAUCCCUUUUCCUUUGCGUGACUUAACUAUGUCGUUUUGCCAUCGGGGCAAACGUAUAAAAUGUGAGAUUGUGCAGCUGAGUCUGGCCUAUUUGCAUCAAGCGCGAGAUAUCAGCUAUGAAUGAGCUAUUAAGUUUGAACCUUUAAAAUGAAUAGCAAUAGCUUUGUUUUGCAUUCCACAAGAGCCGAUGUGAAAAGAACCUGUGAUAUAUUUAGGAAAUCAUUACUUCUCUUUUUUAUGAUGGAUUGUGCAGUCAGGCAAAUGUAAAAAAAGUGAAUUGUGUAACGGAGUUUGGCUUGUUGACAGCAAGAGGAAUAGAUACAAGCUAUAAAUAAGCUAUUAAAUAUGUGUGCGUGUGUGUAUGUGUGGCGUAAUUGCAUGACAGCAAGUAGAAGAAAUACGGAGGAUGUUGUAACAAGUGGCGACAUGUCUUUCGGUUGAUGAUAAUUAUGCGGGUUUGCUGUGCAAGUGCCAUCCAUAACUUUGCUCUUUGUCAGAGCAUGUGUGGCAUUUAACAGUGGAACAUAAAACCACCCCAUCACGAAGUACAAUGCCUAUUUUUAAUGCAACUCAUAUUAUAUCUUGCAGGGUUUCCUGAUGUCGAAUCGAUCUUACAGAUGACCUAUGACAUGUUUGCACACUGUAGUCAGUCAGUUAUUGAGGCCUGGACCAUAUUGAGGCCUGGAUGAGCAGGACUUGCAAAGAACCACUUUUAUCCUCAAAUUAAAGCAGAGAUGGAGCUAAUUGUAGCAAUUACACCCGUGCAGUAAGACCAGACAUUUUUUUUUUUUUAAUUCAGCAGCUGCAUGUUUUCUUCCUUGAAAACAAGAAUUACACACAUGAAAAUUAAUGACUUCAAGGUUCUGACUUGCUGGGCAAAAAAUGAAUAAAGAAGUCAUAAUAAAAGACUGGGUAGUUGGUGGAAUGUGAGAAGCGUGAGAGAGUGCGGGACUAUUGUUGGGCCUGAGCAUGCCUCCAUAAUUAAAAUGCACGUUAAUUGGCAGCAGUGUGUAAACAAGACACGCACAAUUGUUUGGUGCUAUUGUUGAUUCAUUUGGUUUAGAAUCAGUGAAUUUUUGUGGGGGGGAGGGUGCGGGCUGAAAGUGUGUCUUCGCUUGCAGUUCCGCGUAAAGCGCCCCGAGGCUUUUUGAGCGACUUCCGCUUUCGACGCGGCUGAGGAAACGCGCUCGACCACACGAGGGAGCGAACGAGCGGCGAGGAUGUCGGCGGAGGUGGACGUCCUGAUGCAGGAGGCCAAGGAGAGCAUCGAGGCGGCGCAGAACUUUCGCACCGAGCUGCAGCAGAGACUCGGGGGACUCAACCAGGCGCGACAACAGGUGCGGGGCAGUUCGACCCAGGCCCGCGAUGCCCUCCGCAGGCACUUUACCGAACUGCAGGCGGCGGCCACCCGGCUACUGUCGGAGCGACUGAGCGCACUCCUUGCCGAGGUGGACGCCAUCGAGGCGGACAGCGUCAGGCCUCUGGAUGACUGUCAGAGCCUGGUGGAGUACGGCAUGGGCCAGGCCGAUGAGCUCCUUCGAGAGGGGGAAGCGGCUCUGCGCUGCGGUCUCGGCGAGAAAGAAGAUAAAUUGGGAAGCUUCACCAAGAAGGCCAUGCACAUCCAGUUAGACAGCCUGCCAGAGGUUCCGGCUCUGGUGGACGUCCCGUGCGUGUCGGCUCAGUUCGACGACUCCCUGCUGGUUCUGUUGCGUGAGCGCGCGUGCCGCCAUGGCUCGGUGGCCUCGCACCCGCCCGUCCUCAUUGAGGAACUGCAGGAGAGACCCGGGAGCAUCUUGGUGCGCUGGUGUAAGGUGGACGAGGACUUUGCUGCCGCAGAUUACCGGCUGCAGUACCGGCGCUCGGGCAGUGGGGGGAGCCAGUAUGAGGAUGCCUACGUGGGGCAUGACACAGACUUCCUGGCGCUGGGCCUGGACCCUAACACCGACUACAUGUUCAGGGUGUGCGCCCGGGGUGAGGGCCGCACUGAGUGGAGUCCCUGGAGCGUCGCCCAGACAGGAUACACCACCAUGGAGCCGCAUGAGUGGCGUCCAGGCACGGAGGGUUACAUCGUGAGUAGCAGACGUAACAUCGCCUUGAGGAACGAUUCUGUUCCGUCCGGCUGCCCUGUGCUUUACUCCAAUGCGCCCACCUACUUCUGUGGCCUCACGCUUACCUUCAAGAUUUCAGCCACCGGUAAGCCUGACCGCCGGGACAGUUUGGGCGUGUGCGUGGACGGAGAAAAAAGCUGCCGCUCGCUUCAGAGAGAUCAAGCCGUCUGCAUCUCCACCAAUGGCGCUGUGUACGUCAACGGUAAGGAGAUGACCAAUCAGCUUCCGUCGAUCACGCUGGGUUCGGCUGUGACGUUCGACAUGGAGGUGGUGGGCGUGGUCCCACUCAACAACGACCACGUCAGUGACAACGUCGGCAACAACGUGAGCAGCUUGAAGCUGCGGGUCACCAUCGGCUCAGGCAGCCGCGAGGUGGUUUUCGAUUGGCUGCUGGACACGGCCGUAGACGGCCUCUUCUUCGGGUGCGCCUUCGCGCAUGCCGGCUGGAAGGUGCUCGUCUUUUAAUGGACAAUACAGGACAUAAACGAUGCAUUGACACCUCCCAAGUUCCGGGAACUUUUAGUUCGUGUUACUUCCUGGAUUAAGGAGCAUUUACAAUUACGUAAGGUUCCUGGAUCUCUUGGAAAUACUGCCGCCCCAAGUAGGUUUUUCUUUUGGACCCAAAACUUUCCUCAGUACUUAAUAGUUCCUGCAGUCCAAACACACAAUAGAUGUUUAUUUGGUUUUUUUUCCCGUUGAAGUUCCAGGAGCUUUUAGUUCUUACUGUUUAUAAAUCAUGGAACCAACAGGUGCCAAUCAGGUAUGAUGAACCCAUUCCAAAGGCUCCUGAACCUCUCAAAACCUCAUUAGCCCCCUGAAGCCAUUUUGUAGGACUCGUAUACAUUAGUUGGUUAUUGUUUACAAUCACUCACAAUGGCGUCCUCAUGCCUUUUUUUUUUCCAAAUAGAUGACAAUUACUCACCUUCCUGGAAAUUGCGUGAAUCGAGAAAGACUGAACACCUGACAAUUUUCAUUUUUUCAAAAAUCUUUGAUACUGUGAAACUUUCGAGUUUUUUAGUUGUGCACGUGUCGGCGUGAUCAUCUAGUGUGACAUCAUAGUGUGUAAGGUGCCAAUAAAUGAGGGGGCCCACAAACUUUUUGUGGGUACUACAAACUACAGGGUGGCAAAAAAACGUGAUGGCAAAUUCUGGAAAAAAGUCCCGUAAAACAUGGAGACAAUCUUUCGGACUUAUUAUUUUUUUUCAGUCAAUCCUACUUACUGGUGUGGUUGAUUGACCUUGUGGGGAAUUGUAGACUAGGCUCGCUUCAGGUACAAAGUUCUCUCAGAAGCUUGCCUUGUGUGAUCUUAAGUGUCUUAAAAAAAAAAAGAUUGAUGUUGUAUUUUUUACUAAUAUUCUAGAUGACUGUUGUUCUAUGGAGGAUAUGUUGCCAAAAGGAGUUAGUAUUUGCUGAUGUUUUACACAAGCUUAUAAUCACACGUGUCUUUGUUUUGUUCACCCGGUGAAGGAUGAAGGCACCCUUAACUGUGGAGCCACAAAAUGUUAAUAUUCUUUUGUUUGAAAAGAAAUGUUAAAGAUUUGUGUCCUUAAAUAAUAAACCAUUCACAAAGAU